Molecule: messenger RNA, 606 nt
Organism: Zingiber officinale
Lineage: Eukaryota; Viridiplantae; Streptophyta; Magnoliopsida; Zingiberales; Zingiberaceae
Product: CRIB domain-containing protein RIC7-like
Exons: 4
Coding region: 1-606 (201 amino acids)
Source: RefSeq, a predicted model, not a curated record
AUGGGCACCCUCGUGAAGAAGGGUUUUCUGAAGCCCAUUCGCUAUAUUUCCCAAAUCUUUGACCAAAAGGAGGAAGAGAUGCAAAUCGGGUUUCCAACUGAUGUUAAGCAUGUGGCCCACAUUGGAAGCGAUGGGCCCAACAGUGGAGACGCAUCCUGGAUGAAAAAUUACCACUCUGCCCCAAUCAGCCUCACUGAGGCUCAAGGAAGAGGAGAUCCUGCCACAAACACAGCCGAUUCUCAAGGCUCCGAGGCUUUACAAGAUGGGACGAAAGAGUCUUCGAUCGACGACGACGACGAGGGUAAAGACUCCACCAAGCCGCGCCACUCGAGGCGACACAAAUCCGUUGAAACUCUGACGAUCGACGAUUCUGAGCCGACCAACAGCGGGGUGAAGAAAGGUAGGCGCGGACGCAAAAAGGAUCAGUCGAUUGAUCAGGAUAAGGAUGUUCCAGCAGUCCCCAAGCAAUCGAGGCGACGAUCGAAAGAUGAUGGAGGGUCGGUCAGGUCUUCUAAGUCUAAGGCCGUGCCACCGUCGAAGAAGGACACGACGGCGGACGGGGAGAAGAAGAAUGCGAAGAUGGAGGAGGCUAUCACGGAAUUAUAA